UCAUUAACGUCAUUGUCGUCAUUCUCUCGCAGCACAUUUUGCAUGCACGAUUGCAAAUGUGGCUAUUUACUGUUUUAAAAUCUAAUUCAUCUUUCUUUUUGUAAAUCAUGACUGACACCGAGACCACCAAUGGUCCCUCUGGGGAACAGCCCCAAGAGAAGACCGCGAAACAACUGAAGAAAGAAGCCGAAAAAGCGGCAAAGUUGGAAAAACUUAAAGCGAAAUUGGAUAAGAAAAAUGCCGCGCCAGCUGUGCAGAAAGAUAAGCCAGAGAAAAAAGCUAAAGAAACAAAAGAAAGUGCAGUGUACACUGGCAAUACAGCACCAGGAGACAAGAAAGACAUAGCUGGGUCUAUGCCCGAUGCCUACAGCCCUCAGUAUGUGGAGGCUGCCUGGUAUGCCUGGUGGGAGAAGCAGGGCUUCUUCAAGCCAGAGUAUGGGCGAAAAUCAAUACUGGAUCCUAAUCCGAAAGGCAAGUUCAUGAUGGUGAUCCCUCCCCCUAAUGUCACUGGAAGCUUGCAUUUGGGACAUGCCCUCACUAACGCAGUCCAAGAUGCCCUAACUAGGUGGCACAGAAUGAACGGCCGCACGACUCUCUGGAACCCAGGCUGCGACCACGCCGGUAUCGCGACCCAAGUGGUGGUGGAGAAGAAGCUUUGGCGAGAAGAGAAGAAGUCACGCCACGACCUCGGUCGAGAGGAGUUCAUCAAGAGAGUAUGGGACUGGAAGAACGAAAAAGGCGGACGCAUCUACGAGCAGCUCCGUUCUCUAGGCUCGUCGUUCGACUGGACGCGCGCGCGGUUUACGAUGGACCCCAGCAUGUGCCGCGCCGUCAACGAGGCCUUCAUCCGCCUGCACGACGACGGCGACAUCUACCGGGCCAACAGGCUUGUCAACUGGUCCUGCACACUCAAGAGCGCGAUAUCUGACAUCGAGGUGGACAAAAUGGAACUCACCGGCAGGACAUUCCUCUCCAUUCCUGGAUACGAUUCUAAGGUGGAAUUCGGAGUACUAGUGUUGUUCGCGUACAAAGCAGAAGGUACUGAUGACGAGAUCGUGGUGGCGACCACCCGCCCGGAAACCAUGCUCGGAGACGUAGCGGUGGCCGUGCACCCUAAUGACGUCAGGUACAGACACCUUAUCGGCCAGAAUCUUAUUCACCCGAUCGUGGACAGGAAACUGCCCGUCAUUGCCGACGAGUAUGUGGACAUGAACUUCGGAACAGGCGCCGUGAAAAUAACUCCCGCGCACGAUCCCAAUGACUACGAGAUCGGCAAGCGGCACAACCUGCCUUUCAUCACUAUUUUCGACGACGAAGGAAAAAUGCUCGACAACUGCGGGCCGUUUGAGGGCAUGAAGCGUUUCGACACCCGUCGCAACAUCGUCAAGAUGCUGGAGCAGCUGAAGCUAUACCGCAAGACCAAGGACCACGCCAUGGUGGUGCCUCUCUGCAGCCGCUCCAAGGAUGUAGUGGAACCGAUGCUGAAGCCGCAAUGGUACGUUCGCUGUGACACCAUGGCCUCAGAAGCGAUCAAAGCCGUCAAGUCAGGCGAACUGAAGAUCAUACCCGAUGUCCACGAGAAGACCUGGUACCAUUGGAUGGAGAACAUCAGAGAUUGGUGUAUCUCCCGCCAGCUGUGGUGGGGACAUAGGAUCCCGGCAUAUAAGGUCACGUUGGCCACCCAGAAAAAAGACGAAGACUUCUGGAUAUCAGCACACUCCGAAGAAGAGGCUCGUAUCAAAGCAGCGAACAAAUACCAGGUGCCGGCCGACCACAUCACCCUGGCGAGAGAUGAGGACGUCCUGGACACUUGGUUCUCGUCCGGACUGUUCCCGUUCUCGAUAUUCGGGUGGCCUGACCAGACUGAGGAUUUACAGGCGUUCUAUCCUGGAACACUGCUGGAAACUGGACACGACAUCUUAUUCUUCUGGGUGGCAAGAAUGGUGUUCUUCGGUCAACGACUUUUAGGAAAACUACCUUUCAAAGAAAUCUACCUCCACCCAAUGGUGCGAGACGCGCACGGCCGCAAGAUGUCCAAAUCGCUGGGCAACGUCAUCGACCCAGUGGACGUGGUGCGCGGAGUGACGCUCGAGCAGUUGCACGCGCAACUCGCGGACUCCAACCUGGACCCCAAGGAGGUGGAGCGGGCCAAGUCUGGCCAGAAGCAGGACUAUCCCAACGGGAUACCAGAGUGCGGGACUGACGCGCUGAGGUUCGCCUUAUGCGCGAUGACGCAAGGCCGAGACCUGAACCUGGACAUCCUACGCGUUCAAGGCUACCGUUUCUUCUGCAACAAGCUGUGGAACGCCGCCAAGUUUGCGCUCAUGUACUUCCCCAAGGACACCGUCUAUGAGGUCCACACACCAAAUGUACCAGCCGACCUGGCUCCAAUGGACCGGUGGAUGUUGUCCAAACUGGCCCUCGCCGUGCAGAAGGCGAACGCCGGCUUCCAAGCAUACGACUUCCCGUCAGCCACUACUCAUUGUUAUAACCUGUGGCUGUAUGACCUUUGCGAUGUUUAUUUGGAGUACCUAAAACCAGUGUUCGCGCAAGGCACCGAAGAACAGAAGGCAGCGGCCAGGCGUACUCUCUACACCACCCUGGACUACGGCCUCAAGCUGCUCAGUCCCUUCAUGCCGUUCGUCACUGAGGAGCUGUUCCAAAGAUUGCCGAGGAAGGAUACGUCAUGCCCUUCCAUCUGUGUGGCCAGCUAUCCAACGGAAUCCGACGCGCCCUGGCGGUCGGAAGCCAUCGAAGCGGACGUGGAGACAGUCCUCAAGAUGGUGCACCUGAUCCGCUCCUCGCGGUCCGAGUACAACCUGGCCAACAAGCAGAAGACCACCGCGCACCUCAUCAUAGCGGAAGACUUGAAGGGAGACCAUUUAAGGGCAUUGUUCAGGAACUUGCAGUCAUUGGCGUACAGUGAACUGAGCGAUGAGAAGCCUCCGACUGGGUGCUCCAUUCUGACUGUAUCUGAUAAAAUUGAAGUGCAUUUAGUGCUUAAGGUAAUUCAGAUCCCACUAAAAACAUUCUUUAAUGUUGUAUGA
This is a messenger RNA of Ostrinia furnacalis (Asian corn borer), 3047 nucleotides long. RefSeq names its product Valyl-tRNA synthetase (gene ValRS). The record is from RefSeq and is a predicted model, not a curated record. NCBI's taxonomy places the organism in Eukaryota, Metazoa, Arthropoda, Insecta, Lepidoptera, Crambidae. Gene Ontology annotation, cellular component: cytosol. Gene Ontology annotation, molecular function: aminoacyl-tRNA deacylase activity; valine-tRNA ligase activity; ATP binding. The transcript has 20 exons. Bases 108 to 3047 code for a protein of 979 amino acids. Gene Ontology annotation, biological process: valyl-tRNA aminoacylation.